GUAAAAUCUUAAAUCCAAAUUAAUGUUUGGUUGGGUUGUUUUAAGAAAAAUAUUUUGAAUCCACGAACGAAGCCCUCCGCCGCAUAUCGCCACUCACAAACCGCCGCUUUCUGUGACGGAAGGAACCCUCUGGCCUCUGCUCUCACUCCGUCACACAGCUGUUCGCGGCCUCGGCAACCUUCCUCCGCACUCCGUUAGCAACCCACCUCCUCCGUUCACAGUUCACAGUUCACGUUCGGCUUUCCCUCGUUAUUGUUUUCAGAGAAGAGGAAAAGGAACACUGAUGACUGAACCCUAAGGUGAAAUUUGCCGCUGCGGCACCGUAAUACCGAAAAUCAGAAAGUCAUUUACAUAAUGUGGGAAGGCUUCGUGCUGUCUCAGGUUUGUGAUAUACUUCCUACAAACCAUGGCCAACAAAUCUCAAGAAGAGCCAAAGAGUGCUCCUGAGCCUGAUCGGUGGUACAAUCUCACCCUUGGAUCUUCCUUCAAAGAUGAUUCCUCUAAUAAAUACUGCACUCUACGAUAUGAAUUUAAACCAGCUUCAGUUGAUAAGACUAAGCCAGGAUAUCUACGCAAGUCCAAAGAGAACAGGGUUGCUGUGGAAUUUCAGAACAAUCAAGUAGGCAAACCCAAGGUGACAUUUGAGGGGAACAGUGAGGAAUACAAGGAAAAUGACGCUGUAUUGUUCUUUGAUGGUGAGACACUUCGAUUGGAGCGACUUCAUAGGGCUGUAAAGCAACUGCGGCACCUACGAAUGCCUGGUGAAUCUGCAGCUGCUGCGGCUACAGGUCUUGCUGGUCCAUCUGGACCAGGUUUGGAUCCUCGAUCAUCCCCAGUUGGAAAGCCUGUAAAACCAGCAUCUCUUGGCAGGAACUCAUUUCAGGCUGUGCCAGUUGAGGUGGAACGUAUUGAUAUUGGUGAACCUGAAAAUACUGGCAUCAAAUCUGGUUCUAAGAGGUCAGCUGAUAAUCUAAAUGAACUUCCCAUUAAUACCUCACCAGGUGACAAGAAUGAAGUCGAGGAACAUCAAGAUAUAGAUAUUCAUGACCUUUUUGGCAGUGAAACACCUGAGGAUGACCAUAAUAUGGAAGAAAAAGAUAAUGUUGAUGUUGGAUUUGACAUGAAUGUUCCACAGGCACACACUGAUGAUGAGAUGGUUGAUGUGGAUGAUAGUGGUGAUGAGGUGGACAAAGGACCAGACACCACAGAAGCUCUGAGAGCCCAGGUGAAUGCAGAGGGGAGGGAUGAGCAGACAUCUUCUUCUAGCAGUAGCAGUGGAAGUGGCAGUAGUGAAAGCGGAAGUGGAAGUGGGAGUGGGAGUAGCAGCAGCAGUGACAGUGAAGGCAGUGAUGAAGACUCGGUUCACUCAAUCUGAAGUUAUACCACUAUGGUUUCUUUCUUUUCCUUUUCUCAUUGGUAAUUACUUUUUGCAAAAUAAUCCAAUACAUAAUGAAUUAAAUGUAUUUAUCAAAUCUGGCUUAGAAGAAUUUAAUAAGCCUGUCUUGAAGUUGGGAAUUCAAUCAUCGCACUAUUUAUCGGUGUGCUGAGGGUUGUAAGUUAGAGAAAUGCUAUAUUUUGUGUUUGUAUUAAUCGACAUUAAAUAAUUUUUCUUUGGCAUUAAAAAAUGUGAAGCAAAUUUUAACUAA
Cajanus cajan (pigeon pea) is the source of this 1646-nucleotide messenger RNA. RefSeq names its product RNA polymerase II transcription elongation factor. Gene Ontology annotation, biological process: transcription elongation by RNA polymerase II. Gene Ontology annotation, cellular component: super elongation complex. Gene Ontology annotation, molecular function: transcription elongation factor activity. The record is from RefSeq and is a predicted model, not a curated record. Lineage: Eukaryota; Viridiplantae; Streptophyta; Magnoliopsida; Fabales; Fabaceae.